AUGGGACAAGUUGAGUAUGAUGUUAAGAAAGGACUUUAUGAUUGUUUGGAUAUACUUGUGGGAGAUCCUGCACUCAUUACAAUUAUUGAUAGUCAACUUGAAGAUUUCAAGGGUAAGGCUAAAUUUUUUGGUAGAGAUGUAGCCAAGAAUGCUCUCAAAACCAAAACACCUUCACAAUGGUGGGAUUCUUAUGGGGAUGAACAUCCAGAACUUCAAAAAUUUGCUAUCCAUGUCUUGAGCUUGACUUGUAGUUCAUCGGGAUGUGAGCGCAAUUGGAGUGCUUUUGAGAUGGUUCACACGAAAAGAAGAAAUCGUUUGAAGACAAGUACAAUGAAUGACGUUGUUUUCGUGAUGACCAAUUCAAGAUUGGCAAGAAAGAAGCCAUCAAAAAAUACUGCUGACUAUAGUCUUGAAGACUUGGAUUCAGAUGAAGAAUGGAUUGUGGAAGAUGAAAAUAUGAUGGAAAAUUUGGAGGAGUUUAACACACAAAAUGAUGUAAACUUAGCCCCUCAAGAAAAUGGAGGUAAAGAUGAGAGUCCUUUGAUUGAUUUGGAGAUUCCUCUUCUUGAUGAUGAUGCUUUCAAUGAGCUUCUCAACUUUCCUCCUAAUGGAAAUCAAAAUGUUGGAGAACAUAAUGAUUAUGACGUUAAUGAAUUGUUCUAGUUUUUAUAUUUUUUAGGAUGAUGUUAUGUUAUCUUCUUUAUAUUUGCGAUGUUUCA
Molecule: messenger RNA, 719 nt
Organism: Arachis ipaensis
Lineage: Eukaryota; Viridiplantae; Streptophyta; Magnoliopsida; Fabales; Fabaceae
Source: RefSeq, a predicted model, not a curated record